Molecule: messenger RNA, 975 nt
Organism: Engraulis encrasicolus (European anchovy)
Lineage: Eukaryota; Metazoa; Chordata; Actinopteri; Clupeiformes; Engraulidae
Product: histone H2A-like
Exons: 1
Coding region: 63-440 (125 amino acids)
Biological process (GO): heterochromatin formation
Cellular component (GO): nucleosome; chromatin
Molecular function (GO): DNA binding; structural constituent of chromatin; protein heterodimerization activity
Source: RefSeq, a predicted model, not a curated record
UAGAGGCGCAAGGUCGUUAGCUAAGCAUUCGAUUUAUCGACGUCCAACAGCAACAAGUAGACAUGAGUGGAAGAGGCAAAACCGGUGGCAAGGCCAGGGCCAAGGCGAAGACUCGUUCCUCUAGGGCCGGGCUGCAGUUCCCCGUCGGCCGUGUGCACAGGCUGCUACGCAAAGGCAACUAUGCUCAGCGCGUGGGAGCUGGCGCACCCGUCUACAUGGCUGCAGUGCUCGAGUAUCUGACCGCUGAAAUUCUGGAGUUGGCCGGCAACGCCGCCCGUGAUAACAAGAAGAGUCGUAUUAUUCCCCGUCAUCUGCAGCUGGCCGUGCGUAAUGACGAGGAGUUGAACAAACUGCUCGGUGGAGUCACCAUCGCUCAGGGUGGUGUGCUGCCCAACAUUCAGGCUGUGCUCCUGCCCAAGAAGACCGAGAAGUCAAAGUAAAUCUAUCCCAACCUCCUCAAUCAGAACGGCUCUUUUAAGAGCCACCCACUUGUCCCGAAAAGAGCAAAUUUCAAUCAAUGUGUCUGGCAGAAAGCUGGCGAAUCGUUAGGCUACUGAAUAAGUUGCUACAUAACCCGUUGAUAUUAAAUUGAAACGGCGUCAGUUAUAAUCAGGGCUAUCGUGAAAUUGGCUAAUAUGCUGCCAAUCUAUACAGUAUACAUUUAUUCAUAGCCUACAUAAGUGUGUGUGAGAGAGAAGACGGGAUUGGUUAGGUUUCACAAGGCGCGUUGACGACCCGAGUGUUUUUCUUCCAAUACAUACCAGCACAUCCCGUUGCAAUGCACGUAUCCACGACUAUGGCACAACCAAUAUAUUGUGCGUUGAAGGAAAUUAUUUAUCUUAGUGUUUCACCUAAGAAAUGAUUCGAAGACGAAUGGCCGUUGAGAGUGGUCCUGUUUGGGCGCCCGUUCAGAUUAAACGGAAAGCAUAUGGUUACAUGAAAUAUGACUACGGUUACUGACAAUACGACUAAAGC